AGAGUACCACUGCACUGUACGGUCAAGAAGUGGUAAUAAUCCUUCCCUAAAAGCUGAAGCUUGAGAGAGCUAGCUCUAGAUCAGAGGGACAAUCAUCUUGAUCUUGCUCUUUGAGUCCAUCGGAAUGCACAUUUUGUGUGUGUGAUGGUGCUGCGUGGAAACGAAUAGAGUAGGCUUUGCCUUUGCGUGUCUCCCAUGCAUGAACACACAAUUCAAGUACACGCUGCGCUCACGGUGUAGUAUUUAGCCGGCCAAGACACCUGACGAGAGACGAUUUUGGAAUCAUCAGGUCUUGUGCUCCCUUAUAGGCUUCCACAUCACGCCUUAACUCACUCCAUCUUCUAACAUGGCUAAGCCCAAAGUAAAAGCGGGCAAUAGUAAUGCUGUGGACAAAUUGACUCGCCGUCCUCCAAAGAACGUACUUAGAAUCAAGAUGGGCUCAACGGACAAGCGCAAGGUACGCAGCGGCAAGCUUAAAAAGGUACUCAAGUCAUUGGAAGACCCUGAUUUUAUCUUGGAACCUGAAAUGGAUGCAUUUGUAGAUGAGGAAUUGGAGCUGUCUGAAGACCUUCUAAAUCAAAUUGAAGAGAUUGAGAUGGAUGAUGAAGUUGAAAACGAUGUGAAAGAUUCAGGAAGAGGUUUUGAGAAGCUCUCUACUUCCAAGAAGCUGCAGACCAUGAAGCGAAAUCCCAAGACUGGGCAAUAUGAAUGUCCAUAUUGCGUUUUUUGCUCUCCUUACUACAGUGCGGUGGCCAGUCACACCCUGAUCCACACAGGUGAGAAACCAUUUCGCUGUAAGAUCUGCGGAUACCGUGCUCGUCAACGAGGUCAUGUCGUGGUUCAUAUGCAGAUGCAUGAGGAGCAGAAGCCAUACAAGUGUGUUAAAUGUGACUACUCCACAACCCAGCCAUCUCACCUUCGAGUGCACAUGAGGGUUCAUGCUGAUGAAGAGGAGAAGAAUGAAGGAGAUGGUAACUACAUUUCAGAACAGCUGGCUUCAUUGAAAGAACAAAUGAAGAGUGAGGAAGAGAAAAUGCAGUUGUUUUCUUGUAAUCAGUGUGAUUAUGUUACCAAGCGCAAGCACAAUCUCAUCCAGCACCUUGCGGUCCACACAGGAGCAAAACCCUACAAGUGUGAUCUGUGUGACUACUCUUCCAGCCAGAAAGGUCACUUGAAUGUUCAUAUUCGCACCCAUACUAAGGAGAAGCCCUUCAAAUGUCCCAAGUGUCCAUUUGCAUCAACAGUACCAAAGUCUCUGCGUGAACAUCUCCAGAUGCACUAUGGGCAACGCCCUCUGAAGUGUCCUUACUGUUCUUUUUCUUCCAGCCAGGCUUUCUCCAUCAAGCGUCACAUUGCCUUGCACGAGGAGGUAAAAUCCUUUUCUUGCAAGUUCUGCAGCUACAAGACCACUGUUGAAGAGGAUUUCAAUCACCAUAGGUCUAUUCAUACCCAGCAAGCCUCAUACAAGUGCACAUAUUGUCCUUAUGAGACACCUUUCAAGCAUAUCUUUGAUACCCACAUCCUGACCCAUACUGAAGCUCUAGGCAUUACCACUGAGAAUCGUGUUCCUAAAGGAAAUAUUCCAUCAAUGCGGUCCAGACAGGGCAGGAAGAAUCGCCUUCGCAACACUAAAAAGAAUGAAGUUCAUGAUGAACCGGAACCUGAUAGGAAACUACAUGAAAGCCUGUUUAUCCAUCCACCAACCCCCUCAUCUUUGAAAGAGCCCAAAGCCAGUCCUGUUCCUGGAUUGGAGCCUGAGGACCUGAUAGUUGAUGUGAAUGAGGAUGCCUACAAGCAUGAUGAUGAGGUGGACUAUCACCACAUGGAAUUUGCCAAAAACCCCAAGGCUGUCCGAAAGCAGACUUCUCCAACGCCUGCUGAUGCGACUCGCACUGUAUCCACUGCCAUGCAGACAAUGCCGGAACCUGUGACUGAUGAGCUACCACCGACACCUACUCUCUCUGACAAGAGUGCUCCUUCUCUUCCCGACAUUGCUACUCUUUCCGCUAAUGAUGGUGCAUCUCAGCAGGAUAUCAAUGAAGCUGAGGAUGAACUGUCCUUGGUCAAUAUGGAAGCUAUGGAAGAAGAAAUCGUGGUGGAGAAUCCCAUGAGUAAGCUCUUCACCUGUGAGUAUUGUGAUAAAGAAUUGAUCGGUCAAGAAGACUGGCGGCGACAUGUGUCUCGUCACUUCAUGGAAUGGCCAGAAAUCAACUGAUAGUGAUCUACAAGUGCAUCCUAUAAUUCUAUCUUGCAUGAUAGAUUUCUAUUCCAACUACAUGUACAUGUUAGUUAACUUUUUGAAAAAAGUCUGAUAUUUGUAUGUUUUAUUCUCCAUAGUUACAUUUAUUUAUUUUUUUCCUUGGGGGAGGGGAAUGUUAAGAAGGGGAUAUUAAGGAAAAAGACAUCAUUUGCAUCAGGCUACUGCUAAUAUUGUAAAGUGGAGCAUCAGCAUACAUGUCUUUUUAUCAGCUCAUUCAAUGUCAAGGAAAUAAGGAAAAUAAGAUUUUUUUUUAUAGGUUGACAAAAUAAUUCUAAGUUGUUGAAGUUAUGAGAUGAAUUCAAGAGAGUUUUUGAUUUUGGCAAAUUUUAUGUGAAAUACAUGUAUGUGAUUGAUGGAUAAAAGAAGAGCAGAUGCAUGUACAUGUACAAGUAAGAUUUUAAUAGAAAGGGUUAAACCCCCCCUAAUUUACAAAGGGAUUGAGGAAGGGCAUGCUCUCAUGAUGAAUUUGCUAUUGUUUUUAAGCCAUGUUCCUCAUUUCAUAAUGUACAAAUUAAAGUAAACUGUAUUGCUUCAGUUUCGAAUUGAUAAACAACGAUGCAGAACUUUUCAUGAUUGUGUAAAGAGCAAUAUAUUUCUAUUUUACAUUUAUUUUUUUAACAAGUAUUUCGUACAUGUAGAUAUCUAAUCAUGUGAGAACAUUAAUAUUUUCAAAGUCUUCCUGUUUUUAGACAAGAAAUUGUGCCUUCUGAUCAUGCUGGUAAUUUCGAUUUAUUUUCUGUCUAGAAAAUAUACCUUGAAAUUUUCUUGAAUAAUUGAAACCAUGGUGCUUUUGACUUUUACAUGUACAUGUGAUUAUGUGUUCUAUAAGGUAAGAGAUAAUUUGAUAAACCAUAAAACCAUGUGGACUCAUUUAAUUUUUUGUGAUGUUCAAAUGAUUGGAAAUUGGAUUUGAGUUGCUACAUUAUGUUAACCAUGAUUUUAUAUUGUGUUGACCUUGUACUUUAAUGUACAUGUAACUUGUGAUAUGAACAUUUUCUUUUUCUAUAUGAUUUAGUAUGUUGAGUUCAUAUGAAUACAUGAUGCAUUCUGUUGUAUACUGUGUAAAUAUAGUUAUUGUUUUAAUAUGAAAUGAUGGUAGAGUGUAGGUUUUCAUUGUUUAUUUCAUAGUCUAGUGUUAUUCAUGUCAGACUAUUAAAUCAUAAUAACUAUUUAAAGUACAUGUAUGCAAUUACGGUACCCCCUUUUCCCUGUCUUGAUAUCUACAAAAAUCAUUUCACAAAAUAUACAUGUACAUGUAGAUUUAGGUUACAUUUAUUUUUCAAUUCAUGUUUUGCUACGAACUUGUAAGUUGUAAAUGUAAAGUAAUUCUAAUUAAUAGUCAAUGUACAUGUAGUUGCCAAAGAUUGACAUUGGCCAUUGACCAGUGCCACACAGAAUUUUGAUAAUUAACAAAUCACUUUUUACCAUUAUCAAAUUAAUAUUACUAUUGCUAUGUUAGCUUCUGUCCUGUAUACCUUGUACACGUAUGUAUUUUUUGUGAACAGAAUGCUCUUUUCUCUGUUGUAAUGUUUUGACUGUUAACAUAUGGAUGUGAGAUCAUCGGUCACUUUGGGACAAAUAUUGAAGUACUUCACACGUGGAAACAAAUGAUGUGAAUACCAGAAGUAUAAUUUUUUUUCUUCUGGAUUGGCUAAAAGUGUGUUUCGGAACUGUAGUAGUGAUUGGAAUAAUUGUACAGCUUUUAGUAUGGUAACAUCUACAUCUACAUGUACAUGUACACGAUAUGGUCUUGCAGCUACAAUGAUGACAGAACCAUGCCCUUAGUGGCUUACAAUCAUACAGACUUUUCAUGCUGUUCUAAUCUAUAUUGAAUGUUUAGCCUAUGUCUACAUCUACGCAAGAUGAACACACCAUGGUAGUAUUACCAUUCUAACCUACAGAUCUCAUACCAGCAAAUCAUUUGUAGUCUUUUUCAUCAGACCAGUUGAGAACUUGUUUUUAGAUUCUCGUGAUCUUGCAUGUAGCCACUCUGCCACAGAGAACUAAGAUGUACAUGUAUUUGGAGGAUGAGACAAUGUCAAAUCCCCCUAUCAUAAUUUCGCUAUGUGUGAUACAACAAGGACAUUUCACAGAACUUUUUACACUAAAAGAAAAAUGUGAAUAAAUGAAAACCAUUCUGUCCCUAUCUAUCACGAUGCAUUUGUUAUGUGCAGUAGUGGCUAUGAUACAAGAUGGUCAUUCAAAUUGUAAACGUCAAUAAUGUACCUGGCUUCCAGUAUGCAUGUUAAUGAUAUGGUCACCAAAUUGUUUGAAACAAAGAGUAAAGCAAGACUGUCCAGUAUCCAUUCACAUGUGAGUAUCAGUCUGUAACUGUUUGUAUUGUUACACAUGUUCUAUUAAGUGUUUUAUUGUAUACAGAUUAUCUGCUAGACAAUGAUUUCUUAAAAUUAUCAAAUUGUGUGAAUUUUGUUUUUAUCACUAUCAGUAUAAAGACUUUGAGACCCCUAAAACCUGCAAAACUUGAUUGGUAAAAGAGACUAAGUCUAGUAGCUCUAAUGCCUACUGCAAGUGUAACCUUAUCUGAGGGCCUACUACCAGUACAGCAAAGAUUACUUGGUGUCUGGUUACAUUGAAUCUAGACUACUUAAAGCUAUGUAAUAGAUAAUCGUUAGGGAGUUUAGGGAUGUUUUACAAGAGUAAAGGUUGACUAAAAUCAUGCUUAAGCGUCAAUGCACAUACAUGUACAUGCACAUGUAUUUAUAUUUAAUGUGGAAUUUAAUUGUUGAUAAUGCGGUAGGGCAUAUUCCCAGAAACGAUGUGUCCAUUGUGGUGAUUCAUGUACAUGUAUGUUAAAGCAUCACCGCAUUGUACAGGUCAUUCUCACCUUUUAUUUACCACCUUUUUAUUUUGGAUUAGAUGAAAGGUACAUGUAGAGAGGGAGAGAGAGGGAGGAUGGUGGUGAAAUCAUUUAUGCUGACAAAUCAAAAAUUGCUUCUGGGCUGUCCAAAAUUAAACUAAGUUACAUGUAUCUCUUUUUUUUUAAAUUACAUGUAUUUGACACAAUAUUUACAGACUUCGUUUAGACCAAGCUGUCAUGACAUGCAUCAGGGUUAAGAUAACAUAGCUAUCAAGUUUGUGUCAGUUGACUUCUCCUCCCACCAUGUAUAUCCCUUCAAGGCUUUUCACAGAUGGGAUGACAAUCAAUGAAUAGUCAGUAUUGUGCAUGCUCAUAGUCAUCUCCACUUUGAUUUGUUCAUCUUACUAGCAGCAUUUUCAUUAGUGUAGUUUGGCAGUAUUUGUUUUAUUCUAACAAUGUCCUUUCAAAAUGUUGACUUGGGUUUGAUGAGUGGUACAUGUAUACUUGUAUUCUAAAAUUCAUAUGCAACUUGAUUUUCAAUGGCAGCCAAUCAAAUGAGUGUGUUUGGGACAGUCACAAGUGCUUGAUUUUUUUUUUUUUUUUACAAAGUAGUUGCAUUUGUGAAAAAUACACAACUCUUUUGUGAUGCUAUAAUUUUGUUUCAAAUUAUUUCAAGUGACACUCAAUUUUGAUUGUCAAAAAGCAAGUCCUAAGCACUCAUAAUAGUGUAGCCUUAUAUGUACAUACAUGCAAGCAUUUAUUUGUUGAAAUGAAAUGUAUUGAAAAUUAGAACAUAAUUGAAGUGAAUUAUAUCUUGGCUGAAAGCGUUAUGAUUACGAUUAUUUAAAUGAAUGCUCCAUGAGUUAAAUCUGGGGGUAUUUCACAAAGAAUUAAGUGUGACUUGGAGUCUCCCUUAAAUUUCAGUUGCAUAUGUUGUAAAACGCAUCAGUGCAUCGGUCAGAUCAUGUGCAGGGGACGUGCACUGUUGCUUAUCAAUCAAACAGAUCAUGUGUAAAGGGGAAGUUCACCCUGACAAAAAAAGUUUAUUUUAAAAAUAGUAGGAUAAAAUAAUAGAAAGUAGUGCCAAAAGUUUGAGAAAAAUCCAUCAAAGAAUAAAAAAAGUUAUAAGAAUUUUAUUUAUUUGAUUUGUGAAGUCGUAUGCAAGCAGCUUUUCUACAUAUCGUAUGGUAAAAGAAUGAAUGAAAUGUCAUUUUCUCAGAAAAUUGAAAAUGGUUUUCACUGUACCUUCAGUAGUCAAAUCAUUUCACACCCGUUUCUAAAGACAAAACAAAACUGAGUCACGAACCAUUAACAAAAUUGAAAUAUGUGCAUUUUAUAUUACAUAACAUAUGGGGCAGCUGCUCGUUUAUGACGUCAUAAAUCCCAAACUUUAAAUUCUAAUAACUUUCUUAUUCUUAAAUGGAAUUUCCUCAAACCUUCACCAAUGAGUUUAACAAAAUUAACUGCUAUUUUUACAACAAACUUUUCUUCAGGGUGAACUUCCCUUUUAAUAUAAUAUGUGCAUUGCCCUUUAAGCAUGACUCACACAGUUAAGUCACACUUAACUCUUUUGUGAAACACAGUGUGCUUAAAAUAGUAAGGCAGAGCCCAGGUUGAGGAAAUGUGUACAACUUAGAGCCAAUGAAUAAUGAAAAUGUUAUUAUUUAUGGAGCAAAAAUUUGCAUUUCUUUUUCGGAAAGUAUUGUUGCAACCAGCAAUGAUUAUUGCAAACUACAGGUACAAGUACAUCUCUGUAAUCUCUUGAGACCAUGGAAAUCGGUCCACUGCGAAUUUGAGUUGAAAGCAGAAAAUAAGACUUUGUCUUAAGAUUUAUUUAACUUUGAUUAUUUGACUGGACUGUAGGUAAACUUAUGCAGACUAAAUUUACAUUCUAUGAUGUAUAUAUAUUACCUUUUUUUAACUGAUGCAGUAGCAAAAGUAAUUUUCAAUACUAGCAUCCACCCAGUCAUCAUUGUUCAGUGGUAUAAUUUUCAUUUUAGUUUUCCCAUUUUUCAAUAACAUGCAAAUUAUUAUUUUUUAGAUUGAAUUUUCUGUCUCAGGGACUUGAGAAUUGUUUAUAUUUGAAAUAAUCACUUUAAUAGUCUCAAUGGGAUUUAUUAUGAAUUUACCUUUGCUUGAUUUCCAGAGCCUUAACUUUUAACUGAUGCAGUAGCAAAAGUAAUUUUCAAUACUAGCAUCCACCCAGUCAUCAUUGUUCAGUGGUAUAAUUUUCAUUUUAGUUUUCCCAUUUUUCAAUAACAUGCAAAUUAUUAUUUUUUAGAUUGAAUUUUCUGUCUCAGGGACUUGAGAAUUGUUUAUAUUUGAAAUAAUCACUUUAAUAGUCUCAAUGGGAUUUAUUAUGAAUUUACCUUUGCUUGAUUUCCAGAGCCUUAAUUUUCAAAGAUUUCUAGCUGUACUUGUUUAAUAUUUUGGUCUGUUUUGUCAGUCUGAAUUUUGAUUGAGUAAUCUACCGGCAUUGACAAUGAAAUGUAUGUUUGUCAUUCUAAUAUUAAAAUGAAUUGCAUGUGUUAUUUCAUUGUAUUUCAUCUCCAUUAUCAGAUACAUUGUAUAAUAUUUCAUUAUUCAUUUAUCUUGUGUUUCAUAACGUACCAAAUAAGUCAUUAUAUCCAUUAUGUUCACUAUUAGUCCUUUCUGUGUUGGUUUUUUAUAUUAAUCAUGCUUGGAAAUAAUUGAGAGAAUUGCACAUUAUUUUUAUACCUUCUUCCACAUUCCUUUAUUACUGGAGCGGAAAUCAUGUCUUAUAUCAAAGGACAUAUUUUUUACAUUGAAGCUUUUAUUGUGUGAAUGUAUUAAACUUAUAACCUCAGUCAUGCCAACAACCAUACUGAUGCAAACGUUAUAUCAAAGGAGAUGUGUUUGUGUGCAUUUAAACAAUGAAGACCUGUAUCUUGAUGGUCAGAGUAUGAAUUGUGUAGAUUAUAGUUGUAAGGUAAGUUUGGACCAACAUGGCUUACAUGUAUCUUCUUGCACAACUCCUGCUGUAUGCUUCAACAUGUAGAUACAUGUAGACUCAUAUUCUGAAGCUGAGUUAACUUAGACUAUGGUCCAACUAUACUAAAAUUAUAGCUAAAAAUGUCAAAAUUUUGUUUACAUAGAAAACUUUUUAUUAUUAUUCCCAGACAGUUGUGAAUAAUUUGAGUGUAAAUGAGCUGAUAAGUUGGUCGAGUCUGUAAUGUUAAAGACUUGUGCAACAUCAGGCUUUAAAUAGUUCUACCACAGCUUUUACAAGAAUUUAAAUCAAACCGGAGUUUAGAAUGUUGGGCAUUUAAUUUGGCAAGUUAUAGAUCUUCCUGUGGUGCAGUGCAACUAAGGUUAAUUUAUCAAUGUCUGUGCCUUAUUGAUACCUAUAUGUCUCAGCUACAUGCAGGCCUUUUUUUUCAAGAAAAAUGUCUUCUCAACAUUGAUGUAAAUAGUUUGUAGUGUGCAUGCAUGCAUGGCAAGUAGAAAUUCUAGAUUGAUGAAAGAAACAAUGUUUUGUAGAAAAUCCAAGAAAAGGAGAACACUGUUUACUUUUAACAAUAGGGGAAAGCAAAUCUAGCAGAUAUAAUUGUGAAGUCUGGAUCAUGGAUGCAUAAUUUGAUAAUAAAUUGAUGCUGCUUAA
Molecule: messenger RNA, 8700 nt
Organism: Lytechinus pictus (painted urchin)
Lineage: Eukaryota; Metazoa; Echinodermata; Echinoidea; Temnopleuroida; Toxopneustidae
Product: zinc finger protein ZFP2-like
Exons: 3
Coding region: 347-2215 (622 amino acids)
Biological process (GO): regulation of DNA-templated transcription
Molecular function (GO): RNA polymerase II cis-regulatory region sequence-specific DNA binding; DNA-binding transcription factor activity, RNA polymerase II-specific
Source: RefSeq, a predicted model, not a curated record